Alternaria ethzedia is the source of this 774-nucleotide messenger RNA. RefSeq lists its product as uncharacterized. Lineage: Eukaryota; Fungi; Ascomycota; Dothideomycetes; Pleosporales; Pleosporaceae. The transcript has 2 exons. Gene Ontology annotation, molecular function: nucleotidase activity. The record is from RefSeq and is a predicted model, not a curated record. Gene Ontology annotation, biological process: nucleotide catabolic process; pyrimidine nucleobase metabolic process. The coding region runs from base 1 to 774 and encodes 257 amino acids.
AUGUCGUUCAACACAGCAGCACCGCCAGAGACCAUGGAGUACCGGUCACACCCUCAGCAUGACUCAACCGCAAACAACAGCGCCGAGGUCGACGAGAACGAGAAGCCAGUCUUCUUUUUCGACAUUGACAACUGCCUCUACCCCAAGAGUCUUGAUAUUCACCGGAUGAUGGCUGAGCUGAUCGAUCAAUUCUUCCAGAACCACCUCAGCCUGUCUCAAGAAGACGCCAAUGAACUCCACUACCGCUAUUACCGCGAAUAUGGUCUUGCGAUCGAAGGGCUCGUCCGACACCACAAAGUCAAUGCGCUGGAGUACAACAGCAAAGUAGAUGACGCGUUACCACUGGAAGAUGUCAUCAAGCCCAACCCCGAACUGCGCAAGCUGAUCGAGGACAUCGACACAAGCAAGUGCCGCUUAUGGCUCUUCACUAAUGCGUACAUCACCCAUGGCAAGCGCGUCGUCAAGCUUCUGCAGAUUGACGAUCUGUUCGAGGGUAUCACUUUCUGCGACUAUGGCUCGGACAAGUUCUACUGCAAACCGCACGUGGAGAUGUACGACAAGGCGAUGGCGGAGGCUGGCAUCAAGUCGAACGAGAAGUGCUACUUCGUUGAUGACUCUUACAUCAACUGCAAGGCAGCAGAGGGACGGGGAUGGAAGACGGCGCAUCUGCUUGACGAGAAAGAUCCUGCACCUGCUCAGCCGGCCAGCAAGUACCAAAUCAGGAGCUUGCAGGAGCUACGGAAGAUCUUCCCAGAGGUGUUCAAAAGUUCGUGA